This is a messenger RNA of Micropterus dolomieu (smallmouth bass), 3397 nucleotides long. RefSeq names its product SUZ RNA binding domain containing 1 (gene szrd1). The transcript has 4 exons. The coding region runs from base 961 to 1389 and encodes 142 amino acids. The record is from RefSeq and is a predicted model, not a curated record. NCBI's taxonomy places the organism in Eukaryota, Metazoa, Chordata, Actinopteri, Centrarchiformes, Centrarchidae.
CUUUCGGUAGCUUCUUUAUAUUUACAUAGUUGCUUUUAGAAGUUCUCGUAACGUUGUUCCAUGUUAGCGACUCCCACGGGCCAACAAUGUGGCUAAAGCUAGCGUUAGCUUUAAGAAACUUGGCGAGCUAACGUGAAGUAACGUUAGCUAAUGAGCUACACAGGCUUAACAUGGCUAACUAGCCAAGUGACGUUUGCUAUUUCUAAGUUGUUUCGCAUGAAAUGGCGUUAAUAUUCUUGAUUGUUAGCAAAUGGCGACCAGCUAACGAAUAUAACGUUAACGUUACAUGAAGCGAGCGAAACUCACGAAAUUAUGAGUUCCUGUUGAAAUGCUCAGGUUGACGUUAGCGAAUGCUAAGCUAGAAACUCAUUGCAUGGCUAACAUGGAAAUUUGUCAAUUGAAUGUUGGUUUAUUUGUUGGAAAAUGUACACACUCUCGUCUCAUAUUUAAUUCGGCAUCAUUUCAGGACGUUAAUAACUCUUGUCCUAAACACUGAUUCACACUAUUCACAGCAAGAACGACUAACGUUACCGUUAGCCAAGCCAUUCUGUGGACGACGACUAGCAGCAGCACUGUAAAUCAAAUUUUACAUGUCAUAAAGUGAAGAUAACGUUAAGUAACUUUACAAGAUCGACUGUUUAACAUAUUCUUAAAAUGUGUACAGAAACUAUAAGAGUGUUGUUAAUUUAGCACGUUUUUCACAGUCUGGCUUAAACUCUGAAUGCUAUGACGUCUUUUGCUGAACUAACUUGUGAUUUCCUGUAGUUUACAAGGCCAAGUUGUUGUUGGACAACAAUUUCGGCCAUGUUAUCAACCAAUUGUCGGGUAGAACGGUAGUUAUGUUGGCCAACAUGCCAAGCUACUGUCCCCGUAGCUUGGCACUAUCGAUCCCCUAGGUCAUGACAUCAAGAACGUGGCUCUGAGAAGAAGUUGGUCAGGACGUGAGCAGCUCGUCAGGACAUGGAAAAACGGUUAGAAGAGAAGCUAAGGAUCAGCCAGAAAGAAAAGGAGUCCAGUAAUAAUUCUCCACGAUCUCCAUUAAAGACAACCAUGGUGAUACAGGACGACUCUUUACCAGCAGCACCCCCGCCUCAGAUACGCAUUUUGAAGCGACCUGCAAGUAACGGUUCAUUGGGAUCACCCUUGAAUCAGAACAGGCCUACACCACAGGUCAAGUCUCUGGCCCAGCGCGAGGCAGAGUACGCAGAGGCCAGGAAGAGAAUACUGGGCAGUGCCUGCCCCGAGGAGAUGCCUCAGGACAAGCCCAACACUGACAGACCAGGGCGCAAUAACUCUACAUUGCCUUCAGAGGACACCCGAUCAAACAAUCACACUGUCGGGCAGCCAGCUGGCCCAGACAGCACCCAAGGGUUCCGACAGCACAGAUAAGUGGGCCCCGGGGCCACCCAGCCAUUAAGGGGAGAGAGAUCAAGGGCCACCUGAGAGCAAAGACAGCACUGUAUUCUUAAAACUUCCUUCAGUAUCAUUAUAACGGAUGGGCUGUGAGUAAAGCCGCACUUCUGCCCAACUCUUCCCACAAGCGGUUAUGCUGAACUGACGGGGAGCAAGGUCAAAUGGAAACGUCCUCUCUUCUCUCCCCACUCCAGUUUGUUAGACACUGUGAUUAUGGACAUCUUCUGGACUCACUGUGAUGAUCCCUUUAAGAGACGCCCCCUUACCUCCAUUUCUGUCCUCCUUCAGUCCCCAGGCGCCCCAUCUCAGGAUGCUUGCAAAGCGAAAGCAAAGACUUUGAGAGAGAGAGGAGGAGGAGGAAUGACGGGCCAUAGCAAAAUGAGAUGAGCUGGUUCAUGGGCAACAGCUUCUCCCCAGCAAUAAUAACAGACAUCACUUCUCACACCAUAUACACAUGUUUUUAAAUUUUUCAGAUGUUGGCUCACUAAAUUUUUAUCUUUUUGUUUUUCAUGCUUGUCUUUAAAUAUCUAUACUAGGGAUGCUCUGAUAUCUGCUGAGUACAGAACCCAUACACACACCAUCGAGAACAUGUUCAUUAAAUCAGUAUUUAAUAUUGAGGGAGGUUUUUUUUUUUGUUUUUUUUUUUUUUUUUUAAAUGAACAUAAUAUUUGCAGUUUUUAUGAAAUGGGAAACACCUUUGUUUGGUGCUAAAAUGCAAAUUUUUGGUUUCUCCGUACAGUUGAAAUAAAGACACCGUGGGCUGCAGCUUGGGGUGUCAGAUCUCACACAGUACACUCACCACUAAUGCUGAGUAUUUGCCUGGUACCGGUCUGCUAACUGAUAUGUUAGCAUUAUCAGUGCACACCUAAUAAGUAAAUUUGUUCUUAAAAACUGAGGGUAAGGGUCAUGUAUGUCAAGUGGUAUAUCUGAUGAGUUCUGUUUACAUUUUUUUUUUUUUUUUUUGGAGCUUUUCAGAGGUCUUCCUUGGACUGUCACGUCAUUAUUUCUAUUGAAAAGUAAAAGCAAAAAAAAGACAAAUGAAAAGGAGAUCGUGGAAGUCAUUUUUAAGUAGCUUUUAUGCCUUUUUGUAUGAGAUGGCAGUGAUGUCAGACCAGUAUUUUAAUCAAAAUGAACCAAAAUCCUAUUUUAAAAUCAGCCUGUAUAUAUCACUUAAUUCAGAUGUCAUUAUUUGAAGGUGGUGCUGGCAGCAACUCAAUGGAGAGUCAGAUAGGGGAAUGAAUUUACUGCUUUCCUUCACAAGCCUCUCCGUCACAUCUCCACCUCGUCAGCGGUGUGCUCGUUCCUUCAUGUCCUUUACUGACGUACAGUACGUAGGAACUCAGGUGCAAGUGAACAAGACUGAAUGAAUGAAAUGAACUAAGAUUGUAUUUUUCAUGUUUGAUUGCUCAAACAGCAAAUGUCCAUAUUAAAGCUUUGUCAGAAACAGUUUGUGGUGAAAUGUAACUGAAACCAUGUCCAAGAUGAAUGAAUGGCUGUAUUUGAAUUUUGUCUGUUUGCAUCUUGGUUAUGUAAGAAACUGUAACAUCACCCCGCAUGAUUGCUCAGUAACUGUUGGUCCACUGCUGAAAUGGAACAUGGGAGACACAGCUGUUAUGUGAACCUGAAAGGCACCGACUACCUAGCUGUCAGGACCAUUGUGCCCAAUAGAUAAUUUUUCCACCUUUUAUUCGUUGAAACGGAGAAAUGUCAGUAAAGCCAUAUUUAAUGGUGCACAUCACCAGUAGAAAAAUACUUAUAAUGGUUUAAUUCAGCUUGUGCCUCCUGUAUCACAUCUUUACUUCCUGGUUCUUUUAUUACUGUAGUUCCAAGAAACUGAUUAUAACAGAGGGAGAUUCACAAUACUGUUAAGAAUAGUGAAGUUCAGGAACUCUAGCAGCAGAGCAGGAGACAGUUGGGUUUAGCUGAGCCCUGAGAGAACACAAACUGCCUGUAAAUACUGAUUUAAUAAAAUGAUUUGCAAAAA